Messenger RNA from Rana temporaria (common frog), 1220 nucleotides. Its product is annotated as structure-specific endonuclease subunit slx1-like. Gene Ontology annotation, biological process: double-strand break repair via homologous recombination. The record is from RefSeq and is a predicted model, not a curated record. NCBI's taxonomy places the organism in Eukaryota, Metazoa, Chordata, Amphibia, Anura, Ranidae. The transcript has 7 exons. Gene Ontology annotation, cellular component: Slx1-Slx4 complex. Gene Ontology annotation, molecular function: 5'-flap endonuclease activity; crossover junction DNA endonuclease activity. The coding region runs from base 150 to 959 and encodes 269 amino acids.
UAGGAGUCAGCCUAGUUGUUAGGGAAACGGUGAAAUGUAUGUAAACAGGAAGUGACGUACAAGAGGCGGAAGAAGGAGAGCUGGCAGCUGUGUACAGGAACACUUGGCGCUGCCGGUCCGUCUGAGGAAUCUUCCGACGAGCAGAGAGGAUGGUGGUGGAGGUGGAGAGCUUCUAUGGCGUCUAUCUCUUAUUUUGCACCAACCCAAAAUACAAAGGACGCAUCUACAUCGGCUUCACGGUGAACCCCGAGAGGCGCAUCCAGCAACACAACGGGGGGAAGAACAAAGGGGGAGCCUGGAAGACGAGCGGGAGAGGGCCCUGGGACAUGGUACUGAUUGUUCAUGGGUUCCCCAAUGAUAUUGCAGCGCUGAGGUUUGAGUGGGCAUGGCAGCACCCCCACGUGUCCCGCAGGCUCACCCACGUGCCACGUAAGACAAAGAAGCAGUCCAGUUUCGACUUCCACCUGAUGGUCCUCUAUCACAUGCUGCGGGUUGCCCCGUGGAACCGCCUACCCCUCACCCUGCGCUGGCUGCGACAGGAGUACCAUAAGGAGCUGCCCCCCCUGCUCCAGCCGCCUCUUCACAUGCCCUUGGCUUUCGGUCAGGUGAGGGCACGUCCGAUCUCUAAAACACAAGGAGAAAAGGGCCCGGGGGAGGAAGGGACCAGCCAGCGACCCUCCCCACAGCGAUGUCGGGUCUGCUAUGAUAAAGUGCAGAGUGAAGAUGACGCUCUUCACUGCAUCCACCCCGGCUGUUCUCUGACUUCACAUAUCAUUUGUCUGGCUAAACUCUUCCUCCUGAAGCAUCCCCAGCAGCUUAUCCCCGUGGAGGGUCCGUGUCCGAGUUGUGGAAAUUCUGUGCUGUGGGGAGAUCUGAUCCGACACAAGAAAGGCUGCUAUGGAGAUCUGGAGGAAGUCUCACAUUCUCAGGCACAUUGGGUGGAUGAAUUACACAGCUGACCCCUGACUAUGCAAUCCGUGACCAGAGAGUGGCUUCCACGUGUGUUUACAGGGCAUAAGACACUUUGUAACAGUUUUACCUUUUUUUUUUGGUUCUUUUAUCUUGGAUAAAUACAUUUUAGUAAAUGUGUGAUGAACUAUUAUCUAUGGGAAAAAAAAUAUGGAAUUUAGUUAACAAAAUAAUGUUAAUGUGAUUGGUUGGUGUACCAUUGUAUUUAUUAAUCAUGUGUGCUUAGAAAAUAAAUAUUGUUUUGUAUUUUA